CAGGAGAAGAUGUUUAAAUUUUAUCAAAUGAAAUAUAUUUUUCAAAUGCUGGAUAAAAUGAGAUGCUUGCGAAAGCGUUCUACAGUGUCUUUCUUGGGAGUUCUUGUUGUUUUUCUUCUAUUCAUGAACUUGUACAUUGAAGAUAGCUAUGUUCUGGAAGGUGACAAGCAGCUCAUAAGAGAAACAUCCACACAUCAACUUAAUUCUGAACGCUAUGUCCACACAUUCAAGGAUUUAUCUAACUUCUCAGGAACUAUAAAUGUCACCUAUCGCUACCUAGCUGCGACACCUUUACAGAGAAAGCGAUAUCUCACAAUUGGACUCUCAUCAGUGAAACGGAAAAAGGGAAACUAUUUACUUGAGACAAUAAAAUCAAUUUUUGAACAGUCCAGCUAUGAGGAAUUAAAGGAAAUUUCAGUAGUGGUGCAUCUAGCAGACUUUAAUUCAUCCUGGCGUGAUAUGAUGGUCCAAGAUAUUAUGCAGAAAUUUGCCCAUCACAUUAUUGCAGGAAGAUUAAUGGUUAUACAUGCUCCUGAAGAAUAUUAUCCAGUUUUGGAUGGUCUUAAAAGAAAUUACAAUGACCCAGAAGAUAGAGUCAGAUUUCGCUCCAAGCAAAAUGUAGACUAUGCAUUUCUGCUUAAUUUUUGUGCCAAUACUUCAGACUAUUAUGUAAUGCUUGAAGAUGAUGUUCGGUGUUCCAAAAAUUUCUUAACUGCGAUCAAGAAAGUCAUUGCAUCCUUAGAAGGAACGUACUGGGUAACUCUUGAAUUCUCAAAGCUUGGCUACAUUGGUAAACUCUAUCAUUCUCAUGAUCUCCCACGUCUGGCCCAUUUUUUAUUAAUGUUUUAUCAAGAAAUGCCUUGUGAUUGGCUAUUGACUCAUUUCCGAGGUCUGCUGGCUCAGAAAAACGUGAUCCGGUUUAAACCUUCUCUCUUUCAGCACAUGGGCUAUUACUCAUCCUAUAAAGGAACUGAGAAUAAACUGAAGGAUGAUGACUUUGAAGAGGAGUCAUUCGACAUCCCCGAUAACCCUCCCGCAAGUCUCUACACCAACAUGAACGUCUUUGAAAACUAUGAAGCAAGCAAGGCUUAUAGCAGUGUUGAUGAGUACUUUUGGGGAAAGCCACCUUCAAUAGGAGAUACAUUUGUCAUUAUAUUUGAAAAUCCAAUUACAAUUAAAAAAAUUAAAGUGCAUACGGGAACAGAAGACAGACAGAACGACAUUUUGCACCAUGGAGCUCUAGAUGUUGGGGAAAAACUUACGUUAAGCAAACAAAUAAGACAAUGUGAUACUUAUUUAAGACUGGGGGACUUCAAAAACGGAAACUUUGAAAUGUCAGAUGUGAAUCAAAAAAUUCCGUUUGACAUACACUGCAUGAGAAUAUGCGUUACCAAAACACAAAAAGAAUGGCUGAUAAUUCGGAGUAUCAGCAUUUGGACUUCCUAGCCAAAUUGUCAGUACACUGAGUUUCUGAAGCAGGUCUUCCUGUUUCAGGUUUCCUAUCUUCCUCUUUUGCUACGUUUGUCUUUUGGAAGGCAACCCAUGGAUGUGAUGUGUCACAGAAAAAGCUGAUCAUUUCAGCAGUUUUUAUUGCAGUUUUACUACACACACCCUUGUAUUUUUGUUUCCACUUUUGAGGUUGCAUAUCAUUCUGUAGCUCAAGCUGCUGUCAUUCAUAUAUUUUAAUGUUCAUAGCUCCACGAUUUUAACCAAUAGUCAAAAAGAGUGAUGUGAAUAAUUUAAAAUGAGAAAAUUCUUUUCUUGGAUGAUAAUUAAAACACAGUUGUCAACUGUACACACUUAUUCAUGAAUUGACAAUUCAUUAUAUGAUCAGACAGCUUCUUAUUAAAGAAUCUCUGAGAAUAUGCAGUUGGUUGCAAUCAUAAACUGGGAUAUUUUUCUUGGAAAUUUAGGCUCUCACUGACUGCUGUAUUUCUGCAAUUAAUACCUCCUCAUAGAUGUGGUAUCUUUACAACAGACUAUUUUGUGCAAGUAGGGAUGUGGGAAAGCAGAGGUAAAACUCAUCCUUUCUCUGGUUAUUUCUAUGAAAAUGAACACUGCUCAUUGUUUUAAAACAUUUAAUUGAGCACUUGUUGAUAAAUUUUCUGUGGGAAGAAGUACAUUCCUAACUUCCCGUUGGAAAAAA
Messenger RNA from Peromyscus leucopus (white-footed mouse), 2146 nucleotides. RefSeq names its product MGAT4 family member C (gene Mgat4c). Bases 10 to 1446 code for a protein of 478 amino acids. The record is from RefSeq and is a predicted model, not a curated record. Gene Ontology annotation, biological process: protein N-linked glycosylation. Lineage: Eukaryota; Metazoa; Chordata; Mammalia; Rodentia; Cricetidae. The transcript has 3 exons. Gene Ontology annotation, molecular function: acetylglucosaminyltransferase activity.